This is a messenger RNA of Boeremia exigua, 1415 nucleotides long. RefSeq lists its product as uncharacterized. The transcript is spliced from 3 exons. NCBI's taxonomy places the organism in Eukaryota, Fungi, Ascomycota, Dothideomycetes, Pleosporales, Didymellaceae. The coding region runs from base 424 to 1362 and encodes 312 amino acids. The record is from RefSeq and is a predicted model, not a curated record.
CCACAGCGGAUGCAAAUUCUACACAGCGGAUACAAAUUUCUCCACAGCGGAUACAAAUUCUCCACAGCGGAUACAAAUUCUAUAAAGCGGAUACAAAUUCUACAAAGCGGAUGUAAAUUCUACACAGCGGAUACAAAUUCUAUUUCAAGAUACUAGUCUAGUGUUACUGAACCCCAAAUCUUACAAAUCUGCACCCCAGACUAUGAAGAGGGAUCUGUUAUUGCUCAAGCUCGGAAAGAAGACGUCCCGCAAAUCCGCGAUUAGCAAUGUACCUCUGGCACAGAGCGCAUCCGCAGCCCGUAACCUAGUUGAGCUUACAAACAACGAGUUACUUCCAUCUAUUAAACCUGAGAGGCUCUUACCGAAGUAGCUCAUUAAUCUGUUCACAACCAUUUCCACCAAAUUCACAGACACCAUAGCAGAAUGUCUUCGAUCGUUGCUGUAGCGGGAGGAAGUGGUAAACUUGGCCGUGCCAUUGUUGAGAGUCUUGUUGCCAGUGGGAAGUAUCAGGUGUUUGUGUUUGCUCGUGAGGCCAGCGAUGCAAAAUCCAGCGAACUGGGAGCGAAGGUGCUCGCCGUCGACUACACUGACGCAGCCUCAAUCGUGAACACAUUGCAAGAGAACAAUGUUGAUACAUUGAUCUCAACGCUUGGAUCCAUGAAUGGCGUGGAGGCUGAUCUGAACCUUAUCAAGGCUGCUGAAGAGUCAACUACAACGAAGCGGUACAUCCCAAGCACAUGGGGUAUCAAGUACACACCUGAGGUUGCUAAGAUCUUCGCUAUUGCUCAGGACAAAAUCACAUAUCUCGACGCCCUCGAGAAAACAUCCCUGGAGUACACCGCCGUUAUCAAUGGUUUCUUCCUGGACUAUUACGUCGAGCCAUACGUCAAGUCCUACCUCUCUGGCAUGACACUUGCCAUUGACAUUGCCAACAAAGCAGCCGCCAUCCCCGGAUCUGGUGAAGUCCCAGUUGUGUUCACCUACAGCUUUGACAUUGGCAAGUUUGUCGCCGCUCUUCUCAGCCAGUCGUCGUGGCAGAAGGAAUCCUACAUCAUUGGCGACAAGGUUACACUGAAUGAGUUCCUUGCCAUUGCCGAAGAAGCGAGGGGUACCAAGUUCAGUACCACGUACGAUUCGCUGGACACAUUGAAGUCCUUCCAAGUCACCGAGCUCCCAGGCCACCCACCUGUGUACCCUUAUUUCCCGAAACAGAUGCUCCAGGGCAUGUGUGCGGUCUUUGGCAUCUUGUUUGAACAGGGCUUUUUCGAUUUUAACCCCGCGAAUUCCUUGAACAAUCAGUUUCCAGACAUCAAGCCAAGAAGCGUUAAGGAUUUGGUCAACGAGGCAUGGAAGGGGAGAUAAAAGUAGUCACGAGAGAUAGUAUCAGCCCUAUGAGUAGAUACAAACUAUUGCAU